Molecule: messenger RNA, 3751 nt
Organism: Aspergillus caelatus
Lineage: Eukaryota; Fungi; Ascomycota; Eurotiomycetes; Eurotiales; Aspergillaceae
Product: hybrid sensor histidine kinase/response regulator
Exons: 7
Coding region: 524-3751 (1075 amino acids)
Biological process (GO): phosphorylation; phosphorelay signal transduction system
Molecular function (GO): phosphorelay sensor kinase activity
Source: RefSeq, a predicted model, not a curated record
CACGGUCGUGCGGUAGACUAGUCCAUAAGUUGUUACCUGGACCAAGGGUCUAGAGCUAUCUAUGAUCCUCUUAUCUGGGGUGCCACUUCUUCAACCGUAGACCCUAGCGGAAGCAGAAAUGGGGCUCUUCUCAAGUGACCAACGGCCUAGACCACUUUCAGGGCAGUCGGCUACUCGGAAAGGCUGUGAAGGUUUCCAGGACAGGUAUCUCUGGCCGGGCUCUGGACUUAACUUUCUUACCCUGCCCAACGUGGAAAAAAUCACGACUACAAGAGAAUAUAUAACAUCAACCCUUAAUCGGUGGACAGCCAAGAACCCCCCCCUCCCUUGACCGUCCUUCAACGUUCGCCGAGUACUGGCUAUGCGAUAAGCUCUCUCAUGGCAUUACUGGACUCGACAGCGUCCCAUCACGCACAUCCGGUACCUGCCGGGCAACGAAUGCUCGCGGAGCUAUCAAGGUAGGAAUCGCUGCUGCGGGACCCCUUCUUGAUCCUCCGCUCUCCUCAUCGUCGAGUCUCGCGGUAUGCAUUCCAUACUGAGUAGACUUUACCGCCCCGAAAGCUCGAUUGGCACGGACGGCUCAAGAGACGAACCGGCCGCUUCACCCACAUACUUGCGAAAGCCGCCAUCGACCCAGAAUGCCGCUGGGGAUACAAUAUUGACAGGGCUUGCCGAGCUAGGAGCUUAUCGAGUAGACUGUCAUCACGCCUUCGUUACAUUGCUGGAGAAUAACGAGCCGUAUGUGAUCGCGGAGGCAAUAAUCCCUCAUAUCGUAAAGAAAGAUGAAAACGGGAAGAGCUCAUUGCUCGGCUUAAAGACUUUGGGAUUGAAGGCUGAUGGAAGCUAUCCUACCAACGGUUUCAAAGAAAUACCGAAUGACGGAUGUCAUAUUGUCCUGGACAUAUGCUCAGACCAUACUAUUGGUGGCCAUCCAUUUGUCACUCAAUGCUCUGAUAUACGCUUCUACGCGGAGGUCCCCCUCCGCAGCUCUGCAGGUGAUAUCUUUGGAACAUACUGUGUUACUGACAGUGCUCCACGUUCGUUAUUUGCCGAUGGUGAGGUUGAUAAGUUAAAGCAAGUCGCAAGUUCCAUUGCCGGACAUCUCGAAAAUAUUUGGACACUACAUAAAUGCCGAAAGUCUGAGCGGCUUCUCGGUGCGCUCACGGAAUUUGCUAAAGGCCAACCUCCGGGGGACAACGAGCGAAACUCCCACAGCGGCAGGGGCUCUUUGGAUCAAAUCUCACAUCGGUCAUCAGAGCUUCCUGAUAUCGAUCGCAUUUCGUUGUCAACGGACACUACGCAUGAUAAAUCUGGAACGGAGAGACCGAAACCAAAGGACAGGGCGCAUUCACCAUCGUUCUUCAAGCGCAGUGAUGUUCCCAUGAAGGCGCCCCCCUCCCCUGAAAAACACCAACAACAUGCCAGGAGAUUCUCAGACGUGUCUAGUAACUUGAUCACUGUUUCAGAAGGUGUGACAUCAUCUGGAACCUCCGCUCUGUUUUCUCAGGCUAGCAUGUUGCUGCGAGAGUGUAUGAAGUUAGAUGGUGUGGUGUUUUUGGAUGCGUCGCGCAGUAACUCUCGGAGUUUUUCAACUGCCAGCGUCAGUGACUGGGAUGAUCUCAGCAAAGAUACUGAUACCUCAGCACCUCUUCAGUCUCCUGGGCUGUCAUCACAAGGCCCAUGGUCCGAGAAACAAUGUGACAUGUUAGGUUGCGCCUUAUCGGAAGACCUGCUGGGGCAUGACUUCCCCGAAAGCAAGUCCCUCAUAUUCCUUCCAUUGUGGAACUGGGACAAGUCUCGAUGGCUUGCAGGUGCGAUCGUGUGGAUGAACGAUAAGCAACGACCAUUAGGAGCGGAUGAUCUUUGUUAUUUAAGAGCAUUUGGUGAUUCCGUAGUUGCCAAAUUCUCCCAGCUUGGAUGGAGUGCUACGGAAAAAUCAAAAUCGGAUCUGCUUUCAUCCGUUAGCCAUGAACUACGCUCACCCUUGCAUGGCAUGCUUGCCAGCGCUGAACUACUGCAGACAACGCGCCUAGAGCCUGCCCAACGAGAUAUGCUUACAAUGGUUGAAACUUGCGGUCUGACAUUGUUAGACACGAUGAACUACCUCUUGGACUUCACAAAGGUCAACAACUUAACACAUAUACAUAAGGCAGGGGAGGCUAGUGGAUCGGCCUAUGACAACCUGACUACCGACUUUGACCUCGGCACGCUGAUUGAAGACGUCUCUGAGACCUUGUAUGCUGGCCACCGGUCUCUUAUCAAUGCUGCCAAAAUAGCGGGUCGAUAUCUACCCAGUGGCGCAGGUGUCGGUAACAGAUCCAUUGGUACUGAAAUCAAACAAUUAGACAAUCCUGAUGAUCUGUCUGUCGUCGUCCGCAUUGAAGAGCAAAAGUCGUGGUCGAUUCAUUCUGUCUCGGGAGGGUGGCGGAGAAUCGUGAUGAAUAUACUUGGGAAUUCGUUCAAGUUCACUCGCUCAGGCCUCAUUGAGGUUUCUUUGUCUAAAGAGGUGGAGGGAGUUGGCGACCAGAAGACGACUCUUGCCCACCUGUCGGUCAAAGAUACAGGAUGCGGAAUAGAAUCAGAAUUCCUUGAACAUCAGCUCUAUAAGCCUUUUGCACAGGAAGACGUGUUAACCGAAGGAUGUGGACUAGGCCUGCCUAUUGUGCACCAAAUCGUGACCAACCUAGGUGGCUACGUUGAGGUGCAUAGCCAGGUUGGUGUCGGAACACAGGUUGAUGUGCACGUUCCCAUUGAAUACGCCGUCCAAAUACCACCACCCUCGGCCCCUCUUAAACAGGGAGAGCGUCCAGGAUCGCGGAUCAUGACGCGGGUUUGCCUGAUCGGUCUGAAUCCAUAUGCCGAACUUAAAGGAGCCCGGAAGGGAGUUAUCACGACUGAGGCGAAGCGGAAGCUGUCAAUUCGCGGAGCACUCAGCAAUGUGCUUCUCAGCCAGCCUGGGUGGAUGGUAUCCUUCGCUGAUUCGCUCGAUAAAGGCUCUGGUGACAUUGGUGUCGUCGAGGAGUCUAGCCUAAAGAAGAUCGCUGAAGCUGGUCCGAUCGACACCCAGUUCACGACGAUAAUCGUGCUCGGUGAACAUGGGGUAUCUCUUCCAGGAAACUUUGCCAUUAAAAACGCGGAUAUAAUUUAUGUGUCCCAGCCACUUGGCCCUCGCAAACUUAAUGAUGCACUGCAACGGUUCAUCGACGCCCAUCGCGAAGCAAGCCCCUUGUCAGAGAGCCCGGUUGCAGGCCCAUUCUCUGGAUUCCCUGGCCGUGGGCGCUCCUUAUCCGCAGCAUUUGCUGCCGCAAAGGGAUCGGAAUCGCCUCCUAUGGUCAGGGAAAAUGUUGCGGAGCUUUCACCAUUUCCCACUCCUCAGGCCCUGAACCAGAAGAACAUCCAUGUUCUCAUCGUGGAUGACAAUGACAUCCUCGCUACUUUUAUGCGCAAAAUAGGUUGCAGUUAUGAGACCGCGACCAACGGACUCGCCGCACUAGAAAAGUACAAAGCGUGUGCGGGACAAUUCGACUACGUCCUAAUGGAUAUCUCCAUGCCCAUCAUGGAUGGAAUAGUAUCCACGAGCAAGAUCCGGGAGUAUGAAGAACAAAAUUCUCUGCCACGAAGCACUAUUAUGGCAGUUACUGGAGUGGCAUCGAGCUCAGUGCAACAACAGGCUUUCGCGGCUGGGGUUGACGAUUAUCUGGUUAAGCCCCUUUCUCUUCACGACUUGAAACGAAUUAUGAGUGUUGAAUGA